GCGUGGCUGAUUGGCGUCAUGGCAACCGCGACACACCCAUGAACAACCUCCCUUCCGGCCUUCUUCCAUCUUGACUUCAUUCUAAUAGCAGCAAGAUGGUAUACUCUUCUCGGUGGGUACUGUGCGCGGCAGUGAUAGGCGCGGGAGCGCUGCAAAUUCCUCUACUAUCCUCCAACAACCAGGCGCUGCUUGGCCAUCUCUCAGGAUCGAAGCCUCUUGUCAACUCGACAGAGUUACAGGACCUGAUCAGUGGAGACCGUCUGUUGACUCGCGCGAAGAAGCUGUAUGAGAUUGCAAAGCUCGGCGAGGAGGAGUACAACCAUCCUACUAGGGUUAUUGGAAGUGCUGGACAUGUCGGAACACUAUCCUACAUCUAUGAGACCAUCCUUCAGCUUGGAGACUACUACACUCUCUCAAACCAGAGCUUCCCUGCUGUCUCUGGCAACGUCUUCGAGUCAAGGCUUGUGCUUGGCGAUGGUGUUCCCAAAUCAGCAGCUCCCAUGGGUCUGACUCCGCCAACAAAGAACAAGCAGCCAGUGCACGGCGACCUGGUUCUCAUCGCCAACGAAGGUUGUCAGCUGUCCGACUUCCCGGAUAUCGUUGCUGGAAACAUUGCCUUCGUCAAGCGUGGAGUAUGUCCUUUCGGAACCAAGUCAGAGCACGCCGGCCAAAAGGGGGCUGUUGCGACCAUCGUUUAUAACUACGAGAAGGACGCUGUAUCCGGUACGCUUGGAACACCAUCUCCGGAUCACAUAGCCACAUUCGGUUUGUCUGGCGAGGAGGCAGCGCCGGUAUUGAAAAAGCUUGAGAAGAAGGAGCGCGUCGAUGCCAUUGCCUAUAUUGAUGCCGAGGUCCAGCAAAUCUUGACCGUCAAUAUCGUUGCGCAGACCACCGAAGGCGAUCCGGAGAACUGCAUCAUGCUUGGUGCACACAGCGACAGUGUUGCUGAAGGGCCAGGAAUUAAUGACGACGGUUCAGGCACAAUCUCGCUGCUCGAGGUUGCUACACAACUCACAAAGUUCAACGUCAGCAACUGUGUUCGCUUUGCAUGGUGGGCUGGCGAAGAGGAGGGUCUGCUUGGCUCAGACUACUACGUUCAGUCGCUGUCUGAGGAGGAGAACCAGAAGAUUCGCCUGUUCAUGGACUACGACAUGAUGGCCAGUCCCAACUUCGCCUACCAGGUCUACAAUGCUACCAACGCCUUGAACCCCAACGGGUCUGAGGAGUUGCGCGAUCUGUACAUCGACUGGUACGAGCAGCAAGGCCUGAACUACACCUUCAUUCCGUUCGAUGGACGCAGCGAUUACGAUGGCUUCAUCCGCAACGGUAUUCCUGGAGGAGGUAUCGCAACCGGUGCUGAAGGUAUCAAGACCAAGAGGGAAGAGAAGGUUUUCGGAGGCAAGGCAGGCGAUUGGUACGACCCCUGCUACCAUCAGCUGUGUGACGACGUUGGCAACGUCAAUAUGACAGCUUUUGUUGUCAACACCAAGCUCAUCGCACACUCGGUCGCGACGUAUGCUGUCUCGCUCAAAGACUUCCCUAAGCGCGAUACUACCGUUGCUUCGCAGGCGUACAAAGAGGCUAUCAAGUACCACGGUAGCAAGCUGUUCAUCUAAAUGCAGACCAGCCUGUGGUGAAUUAGGCUUUGCUUGGACCUUCUAGAGCAUUGUAAGCAUAUACAUAGCAUCAAUAGAUUCACGUGUUGCA
Molecule: messenger RNA, 1707 nt
Organism: Macroventuria anomochaeta
Lineage: Eukaryota; Fungi; Ascomycota; Dothideomycetes; Pleosporales; Didymellaceae
Product: aminopeptidase-like protein Y
Exons: 2
Coding region: 96-1616 (506 amino acids)
Biological process (GO): proteolysis
Molecular function (GO): aminopeptidase activity; metalloexopeptidase activity
Source: RefSeq, a predicted model, not a curated record